AUGGCUAGGGGGCGGGGCGGGGUGGGGAAGCUAUCCCCAUCACCGUCCCCGCUAACAAGAUACCACAAGACUGAAGAAGAAGGAUUAUGUUUAUUGAAAUGUUCUAAUUUGCAAUCUGAAUUCUAUCUAUUACACUCUACGAGGAGGUCGUCUACUACUUUUAGAAGCCUUGAAUUUGUGAAAACAGUAGUAGCUAGAAAAAAAACAAAUGACAUAUGUGUAUGGACACGGCUGCUAGGCUUAAGCCUUCCUACUUGUGAUAAUCUGGAAACAAGGAGAGUGUUUGUUAACGCCUCAUGUUCAGUGUGUGGAGGCUUGGAUGAGUCUAUCAGUCAUUUGCUUGCAGCGUGCCCCUUCGCACAAGACUGCUGGUUAAAAGCGGGUUUUGCUCCUCCGUUGGUUGUGUCUCAGAGAUUUAAAGAUUGGGCGGUUGUCGUCGGCGAGAAAGGAGGAGGCUUGUCUUGUAAGUGGUCUUUGACGGUGGAAGUGGCGAACUUAGCUUGUGCUCAGUUAUUGGCAUGGCAAGCUGCUAGGCUUAAGCUUCAAGAAGUUCUGAUUCAGCUGCUGAGCAAGGAUGAUGGAGUAGUGAAUUGGUCCAAGCCAGCGAUGGGUAUGUGGAAGGUUAAGGUUGAUGUUGGUCGUAAGCCGGAUGGGUCUUCAAUUGGGUUAGGCUGUUUAGUUAGGGAUAGUGGUGGUGUCUUAGUGCAAGCUAGAGCAGUGAAUAUUUUGAGUAAUUAUGAUCCAAGAGUCGCUGAAAUUAUGGGCAUCCAAGAAGCGUUGAGUUGGCUUAAGGGUGUGCAGAGUGAGGUAGUGGAGUCAGAUGCUUUGGAGGUGAUUUUGGAUAUCUGUAAUCCUACUAGAGCGGAAUUAUAUCCUUUAAUUAUGGAUUGUGUGGAGCUAGCGAAACAGAUUUCUAAUUUAAGUUUUGUUUAUGUAAGACGAUUUGCGAAUCGGGCUGCGCAUGUUGAUGCGCGUUAUGCCCGUUCCAUGUCAGGUUAUCAGGAAUGA
Mercurialis annua (annual mercury) is the source of this 1008-nucleotide messenger RNA. RefSeq lists its product as uncharacterized. NCBI's taxonomy places the organism in Eukaryota, Viridiplantae, Streptophyta, Magnoliopsida, Malpighiales, Euphorbiaceae. Gene Ontology annotation, molecular function: RNA-DNA hybrid ribonuclease activity; nucleic acid binding. The transcript has 3 exons. Bases 1 to 1008 code for a protein of 335 amino acids. The record is from RefSeq and is a predicted model, not a curated record.